This is a messenger RNA of Thrips palmi, 1011 nucleotides long. RefSeq lists its product as uncharacterized. The transcript is spliced from 4 exons. The record is from RefSeq and is a predicted model, not a curated record. Bases 107 to 835 code for a protein of 242 amino acids. Lineage: Eukaryota; Metazoa; Arthropoda; Insecta; Thysanoptera; Thripidae.
UUGAAAACAGUGGGUAAUACCACGCUUUAGUUUUACCAGUGUGUGUUUUGUCUCACAGAUCUCAGCCAGGCGCCUGCUGAUUCUUUCGCGCAACGGCUACCAACUAAUGCAGGCGUGGAGCGUCGUUGCCGCGUUCAGUGUGGUGGCCCCGGUGGUGUUCCAAGGUCGGCUCGCGAUGGGCAUGUGGCCUUGGUUCCCCGGAACUCUCGGCCUGGGGCUGGGAGGACUCGUCCAGGCGGUGUCGGCGUACCCGAUGGCCUUCCCCGUGUACGCGGCGUUCAUCCUGACGUGGUCCCUCACGGAGGCCCUGGCCGCGCUCUUCCUGGUGGCGGGUGACCGACUGGCGCUGUCCACCAAUCGGCGGCAGGUGCAGGAGGUGGCGCAUCGCCACGCCGACCUCUGCCACCUGUCGAAGGCCGUGGCCGCCCUGCUGGAGAACCAGCUGACGGUCAUGACAGUGGGCAUGCUCUUGACGCCGGCCCUGUCCACCGUCAUGGCGGUGAAAGGCACAUUCGAUGUGUUCUGCGCGACCUCUAUACCCUUCCUCCUGCCUUUCUACAUCAUGUGCCGCGCCGGGGAAAGGCUGGAGGACGCCAGCAGGAGCAUGAGCCAGGCCGCGUACACCUGCUUCAGCAACUCGCUCGACCCACAUCGCGCAUCCGACGACACGCGCGAGCACAGAGUGCUGCUGGUGAUGAUGACACGCGCUGCGAGACAGACAAGCAUGGAGGUGUUCCGUGGAACAGUGCGCUACAACCUGCACACGUGCCACGAAGCCUUCAAGUCCUGGUACUCCAUGUUGCAGUAUCUACUCAACGCGCCCGACGGAUCUUGAAGAGAUUCUACAAUUCGUUGACUGUGGUUAAACUUCGCUUAAGAAACAACGAGAAAGGUGUCGAGACAAAUUCAUAAAUACCUUCAGUCAAGUUCCCUUAACGGCCAGCGUGAAGUGCAAUCUUUCAUUCUCUAGAGCAUGGCCCUCCUGAUUUCAAAACAGAGCAGGCAAUUCUU